GUGACAGUGACAGAACGUGGACAGAACAAAUCGAAUAAGUAUUAAGUGACAGCGAUGACGUCGGUAUUUUCGGGCAUCCAAAAAUAAAAAUAAAGAAAAAUCGCUGUGAAAACAAAACAUGGAAGCCUGUCUAGCAGUGGAGAAAGAAGUAGACAGGGUGUUCUCAAAAUUUGGUGGCAUCAACGAACACGCCAAACGAGUUCUUGCCGAUCUGAUCAAACAAAUCCAAAAUCUCAAGGAGGAAUAUCAAACUGCUGGAGAGGACUACACCUUGUCAGAGACUCAAAUCAGCAUUCUAAAAGAUAAUGUAGCCAAAGUGAAAGAGACUGUUUCAAAACUAGCCACAGAUCACAGAGAUCUGCACAGCACAGUCUCAAAGGUGGGCAAGGCAAUUGAUCGAAACUUUGUAGCAGAUUUCAAUGCAACAACUAGAGAAGAUGUUUUUGCAGGUCAAGAGAAAAUAAAUUUGAUCAACAAGGUGAUAUGUCAACACUUUUACAGACAAGGUAUGCAUGAUGUGGCUGAUGAGCUAGCAAAAGAGGCAGAUAUAACUCCAGAACCUCACGAGAAAGAGCCAUUUACAGAACUAAACCACAUCUUGGAUCGUCUGAAAAACAAAGACUUGGAACCAGCCCUAGCUUGGGCUACAGCUCACCAUGAUAAUUUAGAAGCACAGAACUCGUCAUUAGAAUUCAUGUUGCACAGACUGAAGUUCAUUGAACUAUUGAAACAGGGUGCUUUGUACCAGACUGAGGCGAUUUCAUAUGCCAGGACACAUUUUAGAAAAUUUGUUAGGAGACAUGAAAAAGAUAUCCAAACUUUGAUGGGCAUGCUACUCUACAUUCCCAAUGGUAUAAACGCGUCUCCAUAUGGCUCGAUAUUAGGCACCGAAAUGUGGAUGGAGAUCUAUGAGCUGUUCAUGCGUGAUGCCUGUCAGAUGCUCGGCGUGUGCGUCAAUAGUCCUCUCACCACUUGUAUUAAUGCCGGAUGCAUUGCGAUACCUGCCUUGCAUAACAUCAAACAAGUUAUGAUGCAGCGGCAAGUCACUGGGAUAUGGAGCGGAAAGGAUGAACUGCCAAUUGAAAUUGAUUUAGGCAACGAAAACAAAUACCACUCGAUGUUCGCCUGUCCAAUAUUGAGGCAACAAUCAACGCAGUUCAACCCUCCAAUGAGACUAGUAUGCGGCCACGUUAUAUCUCGAGAUGCUUUAAACAAAUUGUGCAGUGGGAAUAAGUUAAAAUGCCCCUACUGCCCGAUAGAACAGGCUCCAGCCGACGCAAGAUUAAUAUAUUUCUAACUAGAUGAGCCCGAGACGCGGCUGUUGUAUGUAAGGCAUUUUUGCUAAACUGCCGUGGUGCUGUACAAUGCACAGUACAUAUGUGUUAGCAUCCCCCAAAUUGGGAAUUCAAGAUAAGCGCCAAAAUGGCGGCACAGGCGCCAAAACUCUAGCAGACUGUUUUUAAAACUUGUCCCAAUUUUACAUAGAGCUCAAUAAUAGAUCGUCAUUAUCCUUAGCUUUCGAAACAAAUGUUAGGAUGAUCCUCAAUAAUUUGAUAAAACAAACCUGCUGACAUUCCUUAGGCUCGACGACGCUUUUCAAAGUAAAAGUUUUAUUCAGUUUUGCUUAUUUUGACCGGACACAUGAAGUAAUGAAAUAAAACAAUUUCUUGACUUUAUUCAAAGACUAACUAGCAAAGUACAGCAUAAUAUUUGAAGAAUAUCCAAUGAGCUUGAAACAGUAGACAGUUUUUUCAACCGCCUGAGAAAGUAAGUAGCAGCCAGGCAUGCAAAGUUGAUUCAUUUUAAGAACGUAUUUCUCAAACAAACGAAUCCCAUUUGCAGUCCAUUUACGCCCAGACAAAACACAACAUGCCCAAAAGCGAAAUUCUACAGGUCCGUAUUUUUGCUCAAUGAUCUUGGAAUAAUCUAACAAAAUAAAUGAUAUUUUUAUAGAAAUAAGGGCACAUACUUUUCACAAUUCUUUAUUCACUGGAAAUACGUGAAUCAUCGUCUGAACGGUUAAUAUGAAUUAUUACAGGCUCAAUUUGAGUAUCGAUCAUAUUGUCAAGAUCCCAUACCUUUGUUCAGAUUGUCUCUUGAACGUGACGGACGCAAUCUUUCCAAUGGCUUGGCGUCACUCUGCUGACAGCUUCACAAAACAAAUUUUUCACGUCAGAAAAUUUGCCGGUUCUGUUGUUCGAAGCCACAUAGUUUUUUAUAUUUGCCCAAAUCAUUUCAAUGGGAUUUAAUUCGCAGUGAUAAGGGGGUAGCCUAUCAUUUGGUUUUUAGCCAUUUCGUCAAUAACAUUAAGAUUAUAUUUAUAUUUGUGCUGCCUGACUAGAUGGAUAGGUUCUGCUUUGACCAUAUUUUCAUUGCAACUAAUGUCUUUUGGUAGGAGCCAUUGUUGAAUUUUUGCAUUUCUUGUGGACAUUGUGGGAAUUUUUUCUAGUUUUCUAGUGUGGUAUGCAGCAUUAUCAGGUACAAUGACGGCAUUGUCGUCAAGCUUUGGGAGUGUUUCUUCAAACCAUCGUUCAAAUGAACUUCCGUACAUUUGUUCAUGGUAGUCGGUCGUUUUCUUUGACUCAAAUGCCCAUAGGGCAGUGGGCAGAAAGCCAUCUUCACUGCCAAUGUGACGGUUAACAAAUCGUUUUCCUUUUUCUGGAAAUAAUUAUUUCAUAUAAACAUUGGGAGAAAUAUUCUCAGUUUCAUCUGCUGUAUCCGUAGACAACAUCCUAACGUAUAAACACACGCUAUGCAUGCACCGAAUAUGAACAGCAACCGCCGGCGUGGGCGUGCCGGCGAUACACCGAGUCUGAGUUCUAUCAUGUCGAAUCGUGCACUUAUUCGUAGUUUUAUGACCAAUAGCUAUUGCAAUGCUUAAGCGGCUGCCGCUUUGCCGCGCUGCACCUUUGUUGUGCCGGGGCGUAAAUGGACCAGGAAUAGGGUACCUUGCAUUCUUAAUACAAAGUAACUAUGGAGAUCUUGUAAUUAUGUUUUUGUUAAAUUCUGUACUGAAAGUGUGAUUUUCAUAGAUUAGUAGCAUCAAACAUUAAAUAAUAAAUCAGUAGCAUUCAUCACAAAUAAUGCGUAAUUAGGGUUUUCACAAAAACACUGCUAGAGGGAAAAUAAAAGAUCAUUCAGGUUUUAUGGCUAUCAGAUCUUAGUUUGAACUCCCAAUGUAAUGGAGGAGUAUACUAAUGAUUAUUAUUUUUUUAGCAAUUACUCGUUUUGUUUUGUGGUUAGACGUGAAAGUCUUUUGUAUUCUAUAUAUGAUCUCUUUUAUGAAACAUCAGGUUUGCAAUUCGAAAAAAUAAUUUUUGUUAAUGUACAUACAUUAUGAUUUUUGCUAUUUUGCGUUGAAUUUGCGUAUUUUUGUCAAAUUGUAUUUAAGUCAGAAAAUCAAUCCAAAAUAAACUGUAACAGAAUUACACAUAAUACUGAUUGUUCACUAUUAAUUGUGCACUUGACACAGUAUUUAAAAAAAACAGUUUUCUGUCACAGUAUGCAGGACUGAUUUUCCAAAUCAACAUUACUGUCGAAUUGCACUACCUUGCCAUUAUGUAAGAAUUGCAUAUGAUAUAUAGUACAUAAUAGGAACAAAAAUAAGUUUGAAACACACUUGCUAUUACGGAAAAGUUCAAUUGAAUGGAUAUAUACCUAUGAGAAAGAUUUAUACUGAAAAGAUAACAUUGACAAAGACUAAUAGUUGUUAGACAAACAUAGAUUUUAUUUUAUUUGUUCUUAAAAUAUAGUUUACACUAACAAAA
Molecule: messenger RNA, 3767 nt
Organism: Acanthoscelides obtectus
Lineage: Eukaryota; Metazoa; Arthropoda; Insecta; Coleoptera; Chrysomelidae
Source: the annotation of a GenBank genome assembly